CCGUGGAGCCCAAAAUAGCCCCUUGCUCACCUGGAGGGGGGCGGGGGGGGGCCGGGGCUGCCUCCUGCCCUCAUCCCGCUGCUCCAUAUUAAUGAGCCCCUUCCUCCUCCUCCUCCUCCUCCUCCUCCCCCCGUCCCUCCCCGUGUCCGGCGGUGCCGAACCCGAGCUCCGCGACACGAGCCCACCCGCGCUCGGGUCCGGCCGCCCUCGCCAUGGCCGGGGGUCCCUCGAUGUUCCAGCUCUGGCUCCUGCUCCAAAGCUCCUGCCUCUGCCUGGCACAGCUCCGAGGGCCACCAGGACAGCCCGGCCCGAGAGGGCCCCCUGGUCCUCCAGGAGUGCCGGGAGCGGACGGGAUUGACGGUGACAAAGGCCCUGCUGGAGCCCCGGGCUCCCCGGGUGUCAAGGGGGACCCCGGAGCCCCCGGCCCCAAUGGACCCCCAGGGAAGCCGGGCAUCGACGGCCUGACAGGAGCAAAGGGGGAGCCAGGACCCAUCGGAGCCCCAGGAAUAAAAGGCCAGCCUGGACUCCCAGGGCCUCCAGGGCUCCCCGGUCCUUCUCUGCCAGGACCACCAGGGCUUCCAGGCCAAGUUGGGCUUCCUGGAGAGAUCGGGGUGCUGGGACCCAAGGGUGACCCUGGACCCGACGGCCCCCGGGGUCCCCCAGGCCCUCCAGGGAAACCCGGCCUCCCGGGACACAUCCAAGGACUGGAAGGCAGCGCUGAUUUCCUGUGCCCGACCAGCUGCCCCCCAGGUCCCAAGGGCCCCCAGGGACUGCAGGGACUGAAGGGACACAGAGGCCGCCCCGGUGCCCUCGGGGAGCCUGGCAGGCAGGGCGAGCAGGGCCCCAAGGGCGACGUCGGUGCCUCUGGAGAACAAGGAGUCCCAGGCCCUGCGGGACCUCAGGGCCCGAGGGGGUACCCUGGGAUGGCAGGACCCAAGGGCGAGGCGGGCCCUGCUGGGUACAAGGGCAUGGUGGGGUCCGUCGGAGCGGCCGGGCGGCCGGGCAGGGAAGGCCCCAAGGGACCACCUGGGGACCCUGGUGAGAAGGGAGAGCUGGGUGGCCGUGGCAUCAGGGGACCCCAGGGGGACAUUGGCCCCAAGGGGGAGAAUGGUCUGCCGGGCAUCGACGGCAAGGAUGGCACCCCGGGUAUCCCAGGGGUGAAGGGCAGCGUGGGACAGGCCGGACACCCCGGCACACCAGGACACCGGGGACAAGCUGGCUUGCCAGGCCAGCCAGGAAGCAAAGGUGGCCCAGGAGACAAGGGUGAAGUGGGUGCCCGUGGCCAGCCUGGCGUCACCGGUGCCCCAGGGCAGCUUGGCGAGCCUGGCCCUCGGGGCGAGCAGGGCCCGCAGGGUGUCCCUGGGCUGAAGGGUGACCGUGGCGAGCGUGGCCUCGUGGGACCCCAGGGGGAGCAGGGCAGAGUGGGGCAGAAGGGCGAGCAGGGCCCCCCGGGGAUCCCGGGACCCCAAGGCUUGCCAGGAUUCAAAGGAGACAAAGGCUCCCCAGGGAAAACUGGCCCCAAAGGCAGCGUUGGAGACCCUGGUGUUCACGGCCUGGCGGGGCUGAAGGGAGAGAAGGGUGAAUCAGGAGAGCCAGGGCCAAAGGGACAGCAAGGCAUCCAGGGCGACCUGGGCUUCCCUGGCCCCUCGGGGGACGCUGGAGCGCCGGGUGUGAGGGGCUACCCCGGCCCCCCCGGCCCACGGGGGCUGGUGGGGGAGCGUGGAGUGCCAGGGAUGCCCGGCCAGAGGGGCCUAGCGGGCCGGGACGCCGGGGACCAGCACAUCGUCGACGUGGUGCUGAAGAUGCUGCAAGAGCAGCUGGCGGAGGUUGCGGUCAGUGCCAAGAGAGCUGCCCUGGGGGGAGUGGGCGCCGUGGGACCCCCUGGGCCCCCUGGUCCCCCAGGGCCUCCUGGUGAGCAGGGUCCACACGGCCCCAUGGGGCCCCGAGGCGUCCCUGGGAUUCUGGGAGCUGCCGGCCAGAUCGGCAACGUAGGACCUAAAGGGAAGCGAGGGGAGAAGGGUGAGCGGGGGGAAGUUGGCCGUGGCCACCCAGGAAUGCCGGGUCCCCCGGGGAUCCCAGGUCCCCCCGGCAUCCCCGGCCACGCUCUGGAUGGCAAAGCGGGCGAGCGGGGCCUGCCUGGUUCCCCGGGAGAGGCUGGGAGGCCGGGAUUGCCCGGUCCCACGGGACUGCCCGGCUUCUGUGAGCCAGCUGCCUGCCUGGGAGCCUCGGCAUACGCUGCUGCCCGCCUGCCAGAGCCGGGCGCCGUCAAGGGCCCCCUGUACUGAGGGGCCACCGGCACCGAGCCACGGCGGAGAGACCACGACACUGCAA
Messenger RNA from Empidonax traillii (willow flycatcher), 2331 nucleotides. It is a transcript of the gene COL9A2, whose product is annotated as collagen type IX alpha 2 chain. The record is from RefSeq and is a predicted model, not a curated record. Lineage: Eukaryota; Metazoa; Chordata; Aves; Passeriformes; Tyrannidae. The transcript is spliced from 32 exons. Bases 213 to 2285 code for a protein of 690 amino acids.